GAAAAAUCCAAUCUUUCUCUUCUUUCUCUCUUUUACUUUCUCUCUUUUACUUUCUCUGACACAAUCCUUCUCUUUCUCAAUCUCUCUCUCUUUCUUCACCAUGAAACCUCCGUCGUUACCGUUACUCCUCCUUCUCCUCCACCUCUCAGCCACUAUCUCCGCCGCUCCUUCACUCUCUCCAACUCCAUCUCCAACCAUCUCUCCCAUUCCACCUCACAAACCUUCCUCCUCCUCUUCCCCAUUAGACCCAAAACAACUCAAAGCCCUCGAAUCUCUCAACAUCCCCACCGUCAAAGAUCCUUGCAACCACCGUCCCACCACCAAAUCCACCUCCUCCUCCGUCGUAACCUGCGACACCAGCUCCCCAUUUCGUCUCGUCACUUCCAUCUCCUUCACAAAUUGCUCCACCGAUCUCUCCAUCUCCACAACAGCUCUCAGAGCUCUCUCACCAUCUCUAACCUCUCUCUCUUUCCUCAACUGCCCAUCUCUCUCACCACCUCCACGUCUCCCUGACUCACUCCACUCCUUCUCCGCCGUCUCCUCCUUCCUCCGCCACCGUAAUGGCCUCUCCGGAGUCUUCCUAGCUCGUCUCGUUAACCUCACUGACCUCACAGUCUCCUCUGUUCCAGUCUCAACCUCUGGUCUCUUCGUUAUCCUCGGAAAUAUGCACAAGAUCGUCUCUUUGACAAUCUCUCACGCAAAUCUCUCCGGAAACAUACCUAAAUCUUUCCACUCAAAUCUCACAUUCAUCGAUUUAUCAGAUAACUUGAUCAAAGGCUCAAUACCCACUUCAAUUACUCUGCUCUCAAACCUAAAGUCUCUAAAUUUAUCCAAAAACUCCAUCUCCGGCGACAUACCCGAUUCAAUCGGCGACCUAAUCUCACUAAAAAACCUAUCUUUAUCCUCCAACAAGCUAUCAGGACCAAUCCCAGAUUCAAUCUCCUCGAUUCCAGAGCUUACACACUUAGAUCUGAGUGGGAACCAACUAAACGGCACCGUUCCGAGAUUCAUCUCCAAGAUGAAGUAUCUCACACACUUGAAUCUAGCUAACAAUGCCUUCCAUGGAGUUCUACCAUUCAAUGCUAGCUUUAUCAAGAAACUUGAAGUGUUCAAAAUCGGUGGAAACAGUGAUCUUUGUUACAACCAUAGUGUUUUGUCAUCGAAGAUGAAAUUGGGUAUUGCUCAGUGUGAUAAACAUGGUUUGCCUUUGUCUCCACCGCCUCAGAAAGAAGAUUCGAAUUCAGAUUAUGAUUAUGGUAAUGAAGAUGAUACUAGUGAGAAGAAGAAAGAAGAACAUCAUGGUCCUAAUAAAGUUGUGCUUGGUGUUGCUAUUGGACUUUCUUCGCUUGUGUUCUUGAUCAUCUUCAUGAUCCUUCUCGCUAAAUGGUGUGGUUGAUUCCAAGAAAUUUGUAUACAGAAA
Molecule: messenger RNA, 1420 nt
Organism: Arabidopsis arenosa
Lineage: Eukaryota; Viridiplantae; Streptophyta; Magnoliopsida; Brassicales; Brassicaceae
Source: the annotation of a GenBank genome assembly